Lepus europaeus (European hare) is the source of this 1689-nucleotide messenger RNA. It is a transcript of the gene MRRF, whose product is annotated as mitochondrial ribosome recycling factor. NCBI's taxonomy places the organism in Eukaryota, Metazoa, Chordata, Mammalia, Lagomorpha, Leporidae. Gene Ontology annotation, cellular component: mitochondrion. The record is from RefSeq and is a predicted model, not a curated record. Gene Ontology annotation, molecular function: ribosomal large subunit binding. Gene Ontology annotation, biological process: translation. The transcript has 7 exons. The coding region runs from base 107 to 895 and encodes 262 amino acids.
GCCCCCUGACGUCACGGCGCCCGCGCCGCCGCCGUGGCCGCCGUCGCACGCGUCUUCCCCUAGUAGCCUGGGCGGUAGCCGUGGAUGUCCAUAAGGAUUUUCAGUCAUGGCCUUGGGCUUAAAGUGCUUCCGCCUGGUCCACCCUGCCUUUCACAGUUACCUUGCAGCCUUGACCAGACCUGUUUCAGAAAUGGCACUGAAGACAGUGAGUGGAAGACAGCAGGAGCACAGGCGAUACAUGGGCUCUCCAGCUGUACCGGUCCGCCAUUUUGCUACCAAGAAGGCCAAAGCUAAAGGGAAAGGACAGUCCCAAACCAGAGUAAAUAUUAACACUGCCUUGGUUGAAGAUAUAAUCAACUUGGAAGACGUGGAUGAAGAAAUGAAAUCUGUGUUGGAAGCACUCAAGGAUAACUUCAAUAAGACUCUCAAUAUAAGGACCUCACCAGGAUCCCUUGAUCAGAUUACUGUGGUGACUGCUGAUGGGAAGCUUGCUUUAAACCAAAUUAGCCAGAUCUCCAUGAAGUCACCACAGCUGAUUUUGGUGAAUAUGGCCAGCUUCCCAGAGUGUACAGCUGCAGCUAUCAAGGCUAUAAGAGAAAGUGGAAUGAAUCUGAACCCAGAAGUGGAAGGGACAUUAAUUCGGGUACCCAUUCCGAAAGUAACCAGGGAGCACAGAGAAAUGCUGGUGAAACUGGCCAAACAGAACACCAACAAAGCCAAAGACUCUUUAAGGAGGGUUCGCACCAACGCAAUGAAUAAGGUGAAGAAAUCCAAGGACAAGGCCUCAGAGGACACCGUUAGGCUCAUAGAGAAGCAGAUCAGCCAAAUGGCCGACGACACAAUUGCAGAGCUGGACAGGCAUCUGGCAGUGAAGACCAAAGAGCUCCUUGGAUGAAAGUCCGCCAAGGGCCAGCCCCGGUCCCGAGCCUAGUCCCUGGUGGCUCCUGUGGGUGGCUGUGUGCACGUGAAGGCUCUCCCCGUGCUGCCCUUCCACACGAGGCCUGGGCUUCCAGCUGGACAGUCAGACUUGUCCUGUUCCUUCUCCUAUCCCCUGCCCGUCUUACUCUGCUCCGGGCACUCUGGCAGGGGUGCCCCCCGAAGUGUCUGCUGCUGGCCCAGGGCUCCUCAGGACGUGAUGUGGCCCAGGACUGGGACCAUGGGCAGGCUUCACAGCACCUGCUGCAUCCCAGGAGCCUCCAUUCCCGUCAGGUCCUGUCCCUGUCUGCACUCUGCCAGGGCUGACACGGGCCUUCACCUGUGACCGGAUGUCCUUGCCACAGGGGCACUCUCACCCACGGUAACCUCAGCCACAGAGGGAAGGGUAGCCUUGGUCUGCUGGAUGACCCUAAGGACCUGUAUGUAAAGCGCUCAAACAGGACAUUUGCCCCUGGGUCACCUGCACACAGCCCCGCCCUCCACUUGGGCCACUCUUGCCCCCGUCACCGCUGGUCCUGUUCGUCUGGAUAUCUCGCCCUCUGGGAUGCCCUCCUUUCCCGUCAACCUUGGACCCCCAUCUUUGGCUGUUGUAGCAAGUCUACUACUUGAUCUGAGCCCUAAUGAUUUUUUUGCUAAUUAGUCUGUACCUCCUCAGAACUUGGCAUAAAUACCUGAAGCAUAGUAGGCAUUCAUGUUUGUGCUAUGAAUAAAUUGCCCAUAGUAGCCCUCAACAAAUGCUGGCUGCUUUGCCUU